CGUUGUGUCUUCUGGAAGCGCGGCGUUGCUGUGGAAACUCGCUCAUGGCGGAAAGCGACAAGGGACGAGACGAAGUUUCAACAGUUUGGAAAACAGCCCGGGUAAAUCUCCUUACAUUUUCUGGACGUUUACCUUGCGCAGUCAGGGCUGCGGACUUCAUGCGGCGGAGUGAGUAAAGCGAAGUCAUUUUCAUUAGCAGAAAGCUUCUGAAUGAACUAUUUAUGGGUCGAGGAUCCGAGGUGUCUCGAGACUUUGUAUUUUUUAAAUAAUCGUGUCAUGCCUUGCUCAAGUGCCGGGUGAGCCGGUGAGCCACUUUCCAAGGCGCUCCAUGAUGUUCCAGGCGGGCGCAGUGCAGCUGCUGUGUCUCACAGCCAGCAGCGGCGUCCCCCUCUUCUGCCGCGGGCGCGGAGCCUCUCGGCAGCUGCCCUUUUCCGUGAUCGGAUCCCUGAACGGAGUGCACAUGUUUGGCAGCAGUCAGGACGCCCAGCUGUCUAGUACUGUCACGGAAUGGGGCCGGGUGCUGUGGAGGGUCUACCACGAAAGCAUCACCCUUAUCGCUGUCAGCUCAGAGGAGGGCGCUAGUGAGCUGUAUCUCGAACGCCUUCUGGAGAAUGUCUUCAGCUGCAUGGUGCUGAUCCUGGGCUUGGACGACCUGGCAAACAUCAAGAAUGUGGAGAGACUGAAGCGGGAUCUGCGCUCCUGUUACAAGCUUAUCGACAGUUUUCUGGAGGUACCCAAUGAGGGUGUCGGUGAUCUGACACACUGUGCAGACUGUUUAAUUCCUCAGGAACCGACCAUCCUUCAAGAGUGCUUAGAUGGCUUCUCCCAGGCUGCUGAGAGUGAGUUUGGAUGCCUGUUGGUGGAUGGGAAGAUUGUUGUGGCCACAGAAAAAUGGUGGCGCCUGGCCCCGCAGGAAGUGGUUCUUCUCUCGUUUCUAGUGCGCUCUUUGGGAGGAAGUUCUUCUAGAGACUAUCCUGUGUUCCUACCCCAGGGGAGUCCUAAUGUCCCUCAUCGUCUACUCUGCUUUCAGUUACUUGCUGGGGUCGAUGUGUGCGUACUUUGUGGGCCCACCCCUUCACUGCAAAAAGUCGAAAGAGAGCUUGUCUGCCGGUUCUGGUCCCCACUAAUUGACUGCUUGCGCAUCUGCGUUCGCCUGAAGGGACGUUGCUUCCCAGGCACAGUGUCAAUCCCACAGGGGAUUCUGGGACUGCUUCUGAUCAACAGGGAUAACAGUCGGGCCCUCUGUUCCAUCCAGGGUUUCCAGGAGUCGGCCCAGAGCAGUGCAUCUUUUUCACAAGAGAGACGGAGGGAGCUGCUUCGACAGUUCUACACGCUGGCCACCACCCGCUACUUUUUAGCAGAGCCUCAGGGGGAGAAGCACAGGGCCUUGACUGAAGAGUUCCAGUUUGGCUUCACUCAUGAGCCUGUGCAGUGUUACCUGGUUACAGAUGAUUGCAAAUGCUUUGGAAUUCAGACCCCACAGUACCAAUGCUUUGUGCUGACCACUGAUAGUGUGCCCACCUUUGCCUUGCGGUCUCUAGCCACUCGCACACUAACUGCUCUCACCACCCAGACUGCUUUCUGAAGAGAAGUAUGCCAGCCGGGAGUCACAUUGGUCUUGUUAGCAUACGAGUGUGUGUUCACCCGCACUCCUCUGUGUCCGGGCAAGAGACUUGGGGUCCUAACUGCUGGCCGAACAAAAGGAUUUGACAAGUCCCGAUACUGAAAUACCUUUUGAAUCUUAUGCUGCUUGUAUUUUUUAAUUCACCUGUCACUUUUCAAAAGUUUAAGGCAUACCAGUUAUAACAAUAUGUUGUCAGAAACAGUUUGGCUUGAUAAACUGUUCUCUGUUCUAUACUCCUGCGUUUUAUUAAAAAUGUUAAAAAUGGGACUGCAUAUCUUGAGCCUUUCUGGAAAGUUCUGGGCCAAUUGUCAAAUCAUGUGAGGUCAGUUUAUUUU
This is a messenger RNA of Erpetoichthys calabaricus (reedfish), 1959 nucleotides long. RefSeq names its product fuzzy planar cell polarity protein (gene fuz). Gene Ontology annotation, biological process: non-motile cilium assembly; vesicle-mediated transport. NCBI's taxonomy places the organism in Eukaryota, Metazoa, Chordata, Cladistia, Polypteriformes, Polypteridae. The transcript has a single exon. Bases 329 to 1585 code for a protein of 418 amino acids. The record is from RefSeq and is a predicted model, not a curated record.